Molecule: messenger RNA, 3576 nt
Organism: Physella acuta
Lineage: Eukaryota; Metazoa; Mollusca; Gastropoda; Physidae
Molecular function (GO): zinc ion binding; nucleic acid binding
Source: RefSeq, a predicted model, not a curated record
AGUGUGUUUAUCUGUUAUUAUAAUUAUUUGUAACUAAGAAGGCGAAUGUCGCUUUUUGUGUUCCUUUUAGGAUUGUUGUGGUUUUUAGUUAAGUAGUCCGCUAUUAUGGCGCUGAUAUGAUUUUGAUUUUACAAUGGUUUGUAGCCUGGUUAUUGUGUCUUGUUUAUAUUUUAAUGUUAUUAUUUAUGCAAACUUUGUUUCGGAUUGUUGCUCCACUUUGCUUUAUGUCCUGAAUGUUACUUAUUAUUGUAUUAGGGACUAUUUUCUUGUGCGUAGCAUUGGUUUCUUUGUUCGUAGUAUUGGUUUCUUUGUUCGUGAAUGUGGUGUGUCGACAUGGAGGGACAUUCGGCUGGAAUGUCGAGGCCUGUGUGUUGAAGAGUUUCUGUGUCAGGUUUAUGUGGUGUAUGGACGGUGGUCCGAAAUUGGGUGUUUUGUUUCGUUGAGUUCUGUUUGUUUUGUAGAUCUAUGUCUUGAGUGUUUUGUCUAGAUCUAGAUUCUGGUUUUUUUAUAAUAACUUUUGGAUCCAUAUUUAUUAUUUUGUGAAAUAAAUUUUAUAUUAUUGUUAAAGUUUUUUGUUUUUAAUUUAGACUAAGGUUAGGUUAUUAACCAGCCUGGGUUUAGCCGGGCUUGCACUGACCGGACAGUAGUUAGUUAGAUAAGCCUAGGGAAGGGUAAGGUAGAUUUUAAGGUAUCCCCCCCUAGCAGGGCUUACAAAUUGGUAGCACGAGUGGGGUCAGUGCUUUAGUCUAGUUAAAUUUUUGUUUUUUUGCUAGGGCUAGAUGUAGCUUAGUUAAAUUUUUUUCUUGAUAGGCCCUUUAUGGAACCAUAUGUGUUUAAUUUUUGUUUAGUGUAGGAAUCGUUUGUUGUUUAAAACACCCAAUUCGGACGAGAUGGCGAAGGUGGCACCAACCAUCAUCAUCGUUCCACCCAGGGAGAUCCUAAUCCGGAGGUUCCAUGGGGACAGCCAUGGCUAUGAGGUGGACCGGUUCAUCAAAGAGGUCCAGUCCCUCUGGAGGGCCAGGGGAAACCUCUCAGUAGAAGAGAGGAAGGACCUCCUCUGGCAGUACCUGGGGGAAGCGGUGAGAGAGGAGCUGAGCUGCAGGGGUGACGACCUGCAGCACGACCCCGAAGCCACCCUCAGGCUCCUCAGAGAGGUGUACGGCGAGAAGAGGAGAGUACCGCAGCUCAUGGCCCAGUUUCAGAUGGUUGUACAGGGCCAACACGAGUCGGUGAGGGCCUACUCGCACCGACUGCACAGGGCCUUCAAGACCCUGGUUACGAGGCAGAGUGCCCUGCAGGUCCCACAGACUGAUGCAGGGUUUCUUCGAGACCAGUUUGUGGAAAACCUGAGCCAGGCCACAGUCAGACGCCAUCUGCACGAGCUGAUUUUCCGGGACCCUAAGAUCCCCUUCCUGGCCAUACGGGAUGCGGCCAUUCGAUGGUCUGGAGACGAGGACCCUCUUGCUGAACCUGCCUACGUGGCAGCAAUAAAUGCCAGGCCAAUGGAACAAUGUUCGUUCAGGUCCAAGCUGGAGGACAAAGUCAACAGGCUCACAGAGCAGCUUGCUGCCCUGCUGAAGCACUUUACGCGGGACACCAAAUUGUCCAAUGUGCGCCAAGCACCUCGCAAGCGCACGGAGGUCCAAUCAAAGGGCUGCUAUAACUGUCACCAGAGGGGUCACCUCGCCCGUCAUUGCCAUAUGGCAAAGAAAUAUGGGCCCAAAGGGAAUCAAGUGACACCGAAGGUAUGGCGAGGGGACAAGGUCCUACGCCCCUGCGAAAGGACUCUGGUGCCUGCCAAGAGUGUACCAACUAUUCAGGCGACGGAAGGAGACCCCAGAAUGAAGGACGACAAGGUGGUACAGCCAUUAGACCACCCUUUUCACCCAGAUCCGUCAGUGGUAUCAGGCCCAACAUCCUGCCUACGCGCCAGCAUAACCAGUGUAAAGGUGGACCAAUCUGAGGAACAAGAGGCAAUGGUUCCACAUAACCCAUCCUUAAUUAAGGCACCGGGUGGUGGUGCUGGGGCAUGCCCCCAGACAGAGUCAAGCAAGAAGGACAAACAGGUCAAAAAGGCACCUGUAGCUGAACUGGCCAUAGGCGACCUGGUCCUUCUGAGACAACCCCCACUUGGCAGACGCAAAAUGGCAGACCGGGACGGCCCGACAGUUUAUGUCGUUGUCGAAUUACCUCCGAUCACCGGCGGGGGUUACGCCAUUAAAAAGAAAGAUGGCCCUUCUGGCACCCGCCGGGUGGCCAGUACACAGAUUAGGAGAUAUGUGCCUCCCAAGACUCAACCGCCCUCCCCAAGGCCGGUCAAAGUUGUACCGCCGGCUGCUACAGCCACAUCGUCUGAUUUUUUUGCAGAAUUUUGUUUUUUGUAACAUUUAUGAUUGUGCCCUGUGGGCUGAUUUUUUUGCAAAAUUUUGUUUUUUGUAAAAUUUAUGAUUGUGCCCUGCGGGCUGAUUUUUUUGCAAGUUCUUUUGCAAAAUUGUGAUUGUGCAAAGUUUUUGUAUUUUUGUAACAUUUAUGAUUAUGCCCUGUGGGCUCUGAUUUUUUUUCAAGUUAUUUAGCUUGCGGUGACCGCAAGCUUUAAGGGGCGUGUAUGUGAGCGGCUGGAGUGUGUUUAUCUGUUAUUAUAAUUAUUUGUAACUAAGAAGGCGAAUGUCGCUUUUUGUGUUCCUUUUAGGAUUGUUGUGGUUUUUAGUUAAGUAGUCCGCUAUUAUGGCGCUGAUAUGAUUUUGAUUUUACAAUGGUUUGUAGCCUGGUUAUUGUGUCUUGUUUAUAUUUUAAUGUUAUUAUUUAUGCAAACUUUGUUUCGGAUUGUUGCUCCACUUUGCUUUAUGUCCUGAAUGUUACUUAUUAUUGUAUUAGGGACUAUUUUCUUGUGCGUAGCAUUGGUUUCUUUGUUCGUAGUAUUGGUUUCUUUGUUCGUGAAUGUGGUGUGUCGACAUGGAGGGACAUUCGGCUGGAAUGUCGAGGCCUGUGUGUUGAAGAGUUUCUGUGUCAGGUUUAUGUGGUGUAUGGUAACGUAGGGUUAUUUUUAUAGUGUUUUAUUAUGUUUUCCAUAUUUUUGUUUGCUUAUUUUGUAUACAAAGUGACUAUAUACUAGAUCUAUUUAGUCACUUCGACUUUGAGAAGUUUCAAUGUUUGUUUUAUCCAGACCACGUGGUAGCACGAUGGCCUGGGUUUAGUCAUGGAUUAUUGUAGAUUUUACUUUCAUUUAUGAGAGCCUCUUGUUUAGGCUGACAAUUGUGUCAGCUUACUGCCUUGUGUAUGACUUUUUUUACAUUUUAAAUUGAUUUGUCUUAUUUUUCCUCUUUCUAGGACGGUGGUCCGAAAUUGGGUGUUUUGUUUCGUUGAGUUCUGUUUGUUUUGUAGAUCUAUGUCUUGAGUGUUUUGUCUAGAUCUAGAUUCUGGUUUUUUUAUAAUAACUUUUGGAUCCAUAUUUAUUAUUUUGUGAAAUAAAUUUUAUAUUAUUGUUAAAGUUUUUUGUUUUUAAUUUAGACUAAGGUUAGGUUAUUAACCAGCCUGGGUUUAGCCGGGCUUGCACUGACCGGACAGUAGUUAGUUAGA